AUGGCUGGACUGCGACGGCUACGGGGUAUUAGCUGGUGGGCUGCUUCGGUCUGGUCUGCGGCCGUCAGAUCUGGCGGCGGCGACCCCGCCGAUUUGGAGCUGAGUGGCGCAGGCUGUGUUGGCGUGGGCCGGAGGUCGCAGCCAUUCCUUCUGGUUGUCUUGGCGGCCGACAGACCGACUGUGUUGCAGGCGCUUGGUGGUGACCAGGAUCUGGCAGGGAGCUGCAGGCGUGCUGUGGAGGAGCUGCUCAAGGUCGUCUGCGGGUGGGAAAGCCAGCAGUCAACCUUGCAAAAGAAAACAAGAAACCCAGAACGAAAUCAUGACGCGCAAACUCAACCACGAAAGGAAACCGUGUCAAAGCAUCGCCUCCCCCUGUAUAUAUACUCGGUUCAACCCAGCUCAACCCAAUUCACACACACCCACACACCCAAAGAAAGACACGCAAACAUGCCGGCCACCGCCUCGCCGCCACCGCUGCUCCUCGCCGCCGCGCUCCUCCUCUCCGCCGCGUUGCUCUGCUCGGCCUGCCCCGUGCCGCUGCCGAAGCAGACGGCCGACAACAGCCCGCGGCUGCAGCGCGCGUACGUGGCGCUGCAGGCCCUCAAGCGCGCCAUCACCGACGACCCCAAGAACCUGACGGGCAACUGGUGCGGCCCGGACGUGUGCGCCUACUUCGGCGUCUUCUGCGCGCCGUCCCUUGACGACCCGUGCGCGCGCGCCGUGGCCGGCGUCGACCUCAAUCACGGCGACCUCGCCGGCACGCUGCCGUUCGAGCUCGGCCACCUCACUGACCUCGCCGUCCUCCACCUCAACUCCAACCGCUUCGCAGGGGGGCUCCCGGACUCCCUCCCCAAGCUCUCCCUCCUCCACGAGCUGGACGUCAGCAACAACCUCCUCUCCGGCGGCUUCCCGCAGCACAUCCUCUGCCUCCCCAACGUCAAGUACGUGGACAUCAGGUUCAACAACCUGUGCGGCCCCGUGCCCCCGGCCAUCUUCGACAAGAAGAUCGACGCGCUCUUCAUCAACGACAACCACUUCGACUUCGAGCUGCCGGAGAACUUUGGCAACUCCCCCGCCUCGGUCAUCGUGCUCGCCAACCUCCGCCUCCGUGGCUGCAUCCCCGCCAGCGUGGGGCGCAUGGGGGCCACGCUCAACGAGCUCGUCAUGCUCAACUCCGGCAUCCGGUCCUGCAUCCCGCCGGAGAUCGGGUGGCUGCGCGAGCUCACCGUGCUGGACGUGAGCUUCAACCAGCUCCAGGGCACACUGCCGGAGUCCAUGGCGGGGAUGCACGCGCUGGAGCAGCUCGACGUCGCGCACAACGAGCUCGCCGGGCACAUCCCGGAGGGCAUCUGCGCGCUGCCGCGGCUGGCCAACUUCACCUACUCGUACAACUACUUCUGCGGCGAGCCGGAGCGGUGCAUGGCGCUCCGGCGCAACGACGACCGGCAGAACUGCAUCGCCGGCCGCCCGGACCAGCGGCCGGCGGACCAGUGCCUCGCGUUCCUACACCGCCCGCCGGUGCACUGCGACGGGCACGGCUGCCUGGCGCAGCACUAGUGGAGAUCAUUCGUUUGGUGGUGUAAAACGGGGCGAGAUUUCAAUCAUCGUAUAUACAUACAUAUAUGAACACACACUGUAAUUUUUAUUUUUUUUACAGAGAGGAUGGUAAUAAUGGAAUUUGUAGACAUACAUGAUCUCAUACAUUAUUGAUUAUUUUGCGGGUGCGUACAUA
This is a messenger RNA of Aegilops tauschii subsp. strangulata, 1732 nucleotides long. RefSeq names its product leucine-rich repeat extensin-like protein 6. NCBI's taxonomy places the organism in Eukaryota, Viridiplantae, Streptophyta, Magnoliopsida, Poales, Poaceae. Gene Ontology annotation, molecular function: protein binding. The record is from RefSeq and is a predicted model, not a curated record.